Molecule: messenger RNA, 987 nt
Organism: Parastagonospora nodorum SN15
Lineage: Eukaryota; Fungi; Ascomycota; Dothideomycetes; Pleosporales; Phaeosphaeriaceae
Exons: 3
Coding region: 1-825 (274 amino acids)
Biological process (GO): isoprenoid biosynthetic process; isopentenyl diphosphate biosynthetic process
Cellular component (GO): cytoplasm
Molecular function (GO): isopentenyl-diphosphate delta-isomerase activity
Source: RefSeq, a predicted model, not a curated record
AUGAGCUCUACUGCUACCGUGACCGAGGCGCCUGCCGUGGUCACUGUCUCUCAACAGCCCGCAAUUACUGCUGAGAAUGUUCUGCGGCUUUUCCCCGAGGUCAACACAAGUCUGAUAGGAGGAUCGCACAACUCGGCCACAGAAGACAGCGCCCUCGAUGGUUACGAUGAGGAGCAAAUACGUCUGAUGGAUGAGGUCUGCAUCGUGCUAGACAACGACGAUAUUCCUAUUGGCAGCGCGACCAAGAAGCUAUGUCAUCUCAUGGAGAAUAUCGAUCGAGGACUCCUUCACCGCGCUUUCUCCGUCUUCCUCUUCGAUUCCCAGAACCGACUCCUCCUACAGCAGCGCGCGACCGAGAAGAUUACAUUUCCUGACAUGUGGACAAACACAUGCUGCUCGCACCCUCUCGGUAUACCCGGUGAGACCGGUGUCGGCCUUGAUGCUUCCGUACAGGGCGUGCGUCGAGCGGCAGUGCGCAAGCUGGACCAUGAGCUCGGUAUCCCGUCUGCGCAAGUGCCCAUCGAUGACUUCAAGUUCCUUACGCGGAUACAUUACAAGUCACCUAGUGAUGGCAAGUGGGGUGAACAUGAGAUUGAUUAUAUCCUGUUCAUUAAGGCCGAUGUCGACCUCAAUGUCAACCCCAACGAAGUUCGCGACUCUCGAUUUGUUUCCCAGCAAGAUCUCAAGGCCAUGUUCAAGGACGAGUCGCUGAAGUUCACGCCUUGGUUCAAGUUGAUUUGCGAAAGCAUGCUGUACGAGUGGUGGGACCAUCUCGAUUCUGGUCUAGAGAAGUACCUGGGCGAGACAGAGAUUCGAAGGAUGUGAGAUAGACGACGACGAAGGGAACACGUACAACGUGGCAUCUACAAGCGCUGCACGCCGGAUCAUAUGGACGUCAUUUCGCAUAACAUCAACUGCGUGCGAUUGGGAUUGGCGGGUUUCGCCUGGGAAAGUGAGGCGUCAUAUGCAGACUCGUUUCCCCCUAGC